AUGGCAGCCUCCGUAGCUGCAACAACACAAGCUGCAAGGCAGAUGUUGAAAAUGAUGAUGUUGGCCAACCGAUUCGACAGUGUUACAAACAAAGUGAAUCUUAUCUCUGCCAGUGCAGGUCAAUGUCGUUGUGAGAUGACCGUAGAGGCGGAGCAAACCAACAUGAUGGGUACUCUACAUGGUGGCUUUAUUGCAACGCUAGUAGAUUCACUCACUACAGUCGCUAUCAUGACUACACCAGUUGGUGUGCCAGGAGUCAGUGUGGAUCUCAGUGUCAGUUAUCUUAAAGCUGCCAAGAUUGGGGAAAAAAUCACCAUGGAUGCCGAGGUCACCAAAGUUGGGAAAACUCUAGCCUUCACGACGGCCAGCCUCAUCAAUGCAAACGGUGAUAUUGUUGCUCAGGGAAAACACAUCAAACAUAUUGCAGGAAAGAGACUGUUGCUUGGCGAAGAAAGUAGUUGAUUCAGGUAGAUUUCAGUUUCAUGUAGCAUGGCAGGGUAGAGUCAGCACAGGCGCCCAAAUGUUGCAGAUUAACUUUUUGUGGAAGGGGGGAAUUAUAAUGCUUACCAGCCAAGGUGUAGAAAAUUAACCUAUUGAGAAAAACUGUGCUAUGGUUGAAAUGUGAGGCCAUGAACAAUUGCAUGAUCUAAUUUUCAGGAUAAACCACAUUUGGCGCUGGUACCAGUUUCAAAGGGCUGUUAUAUUGGAUUUUGUUGUGAAAUAUAUUUUUAAAUUUGGUUUAAGAUGGAUUUUGGUAAUACAUGUGAGGUUUCUAAAAUAUAUAACUACCUCAAACUUGUUCAUGAUAAAGACUGGUCCAUUCACCAUCACAUGCCAGGUGGUAUUUUUGGUGUUUUAACAAGAUUUCUCCUCAGUAUUCACGCACAGGGUAAAUACACAUGUGUUGUGGACUGUCAGCGUACAACAGUCUACUAAGCAUACACUAAGAAAGUAA
Messenger RNA from Asterias rubens (European starfish), 955 nucleotides. RefSeq names its product acyl-coenzyme A thioesterase 13-like. The record is from RefSeq and is a predicted model, not a curated record. The transcript is spliced from 3 exons. Gene Ontology annotation, molecular function: fatty acyl-CoA hydrolase activity. Lineage: Eukaryota; Metazoa; Echinodermata; Asteroidea; Forcipulatida; Asteriidae. The coding region runs from base 1 to 462 and encodes 153 amino acids.